This is a messenger RNA of Closterium sp. NIES-67, 1263 nucleotides long. The record is from the annotation of a GenBank genome assembly. Lineage: Eukaryota; Viridiplantae; Streptophyta; Zygnematophyceae; Desmidiales; Closteriaceae.
UUCAGCUGUUCGCGUUGCUGCUGGGAGCACCGGAGGUAACAUCGUUACGAAAGGAUGAGUUGGCAGAAGUGAUUAUAAGGGCGGAUGCAUGGGAGAGACUACCGCCGUACCGAACGCAUCAACACGAGAUCGUGGAGGAACCGGGUUCGAAGCCGACCUUCCGAGUGCCAUAUCGGCUCAGCCCUACGGAGCUGACCGACAUGAAAAACAAAUCGAGUAUCUCCUAGCCAAAGGACUCAUCCGACCAUCCACUUCACCGUAUGGUGCCCCAGUACUCUUCACACCGAAACCGGACGGAAGCAUGCGCAUGUGCAUCGACUACCGAGCUCUUAACAAGCAGACCAUCAAGAAUACAUAUCCGAUACCGCGAAUUGAUGACCUGCUUGACCAGCUUCGGGGAGCUACGGUAUUUUCCAAACUGGAUCUGCGGUCUGGAUACUGGCAGAUACGGAUGGCGGACAACUCUAUCUACAAAACUGCUUUCCGAACUCGGUACGGAUCGUACGAGUAUUUGGUCAUGCCGUUCGGACUCACCAACGCACCAGCGACGUUCCAAGCAGAAAUGAACCACAUCCUACGCCCACUCUUGGACGAAUGCGUGGUGGUGUACCUGGACGACAUCUUCAUCUACUCGCGCGACAUGAAGCAGCACGUCGAACACCUGCGACGCGUCUUCGAAAUUCUUCGACGAGAACGAUUCUACGUCAAACUGUCCAAGAGCGAAUUCACCAUUGAGAAGGUCCAGUUCCUAGGACACAUGGUGAGCGCUCAAGGAGUUCAUGUCGACCCCAAGAAAAUCAAAGCCGUACGCACGUGGAAGACACCCGAGAACGUGAAGGAGUUGCAGCAGUUCCUAGGCUUCGCUAAUUACUAUAACAGGUUCGUGCCACAGUAUGCGAAAAUCGCAGCACCACUCACGGAUCUGCUGAAGAAGAACACGCCCUACAAAUGGGAGCCGAAGCACCAGGAAGCCGUGGAGCAGCUGAAGCAAGCACUUACGUCCGCACCGGUACUCAUUUUGCCAGAUCCCGAACGCGACUACGUCAUCGAAGCUGACGCCAGUGACCAAGCAGUGGGAGUAGUCUUGAUGCAAGAUCAAGGGAAUGGACUGCAACCAAUUGCUUACCUAAGUAAGAAACUACACGGGGCAGAACUCAACUACCCGAUACACGACAAGGAGGCCCUGGCUAUCAUCAUCGCCUUCAAAGCAUGGAGAUGUUAUCUCGAAGGAUGAAGAACGACCGUCUACACCGACCACUGCAG